Hydra vulgaris (swiftwater hydra) is the source of this 609-nucleotide messenger RNA. NCBI's taxonomy places the organism in Eukaryota, Metazoa, Cnidaria, Hydrozoa, Anthoathecata, Hydridae. The record is from RefSeq and is a predicted model, not a curated record.
AUGGAAAACGAAAUGCAAGAAUUGCAAAAAGAUUAUUCAUCUUUAUUUAACAGUCUUGGAAACAAUUGUAAACAACUAGAAAAAUAUAAAAAUCGAAUAGAGAUACUUAAAAACAAAGAAGAACGUGAUAUACUCAUAAAAUAUGAAUAUAAAGUGAAGGGAUUUAAUAUUAUAUGUAAUAAGGUUGAUUUUGCUGAAAGUAUAGGUAAACUUGAUUUAAUUAAAUUAUUAAAUCAAUUAGGGUAUAGAGGAACAGAAUUAGCAAUUGAUAGCGCUGCAGAAAAUGGACACCUUGAAGUAAUUAAAUAUUUACAUGAAUUAGGUACAAAUGAUGCAAUUAAUAAUGCUGCAGAAAAUGGUCAUCUUGAAGUUGUAAAGUAUUUACAUGAAAAAGGAUAUAGAUGUUUAAAUUGGGUAUUUGAUUAUGCUGCUAAAAAUGGUCAUCUUGAAGUUGUAAAGUAUUUACAUGAAUUAGGGUAUAAAGGUUCUAAAUGGGCAAUAGAUAAUGUUGCACACAAAGGUCACCUUGAAGUUGUAAAGUAUUUACAUGAAAAAGGAUAUAAGAAUAUAAGGAAUAAGAAGCAAGAAAAUAACGUGACGUCAUUUUAA